Molecule: messenger RNA, 1794 nt
Organism: Durusdinium trenchii
Lineage: Eukaryota; Dinophyceae; Suessiales; Symbiodiniaceae
Source: the annotation of a GenBank genome assembly
AUGCCAGGUUUGCCAGCCGCGCCACAGUCAGCAGUGUCCCAGCCGGCUCCCUCCACCCCGACCGCGGAGAGCAGCACCGCCGCAAGCAGCACCCCGAUGACCAUGACCAGCUUGACAGCCAUCCCCUUGGCCUAUGUGGCGGCCAACAAAGGAGAGAGACGACUCUCCACCUUGAGCGGUGGCCGUGCCAGUAAGGCCUUGCGCCGGUCCACCGCGGCCCCUGAAGAUGUGAGGGGUGAGGUCACGGGUGUCGUGCUUCCAGUGCUGGCCGCUCUCGUGCCCUUCUUGUCGGGCACUCAAUACGAAUACUUCCCCAUCGUGGCCACCUUCAUCGCGGGCUACGCGGUCAUCGUGCUCGAGGAGCAGACCGAGAUCAACAAGGCCGCCACGGCGCUGGUCCUGGGGGUGCUGAUUUGGGCUUUGGUGGGCACUGGCGUGGACAUGGAUGCCGCCAUGUUCGACACUGCCAUCAAGGAGACUUUGGAAGAUGUGUCGGAGGUGGUGUUUUUUCUUCUGGGUGCUUUGACCAUCGUGGAGAUCAUGGAUGCGCACAAGGGCUUCGAUAUCAUCACCAAAGCCAUUCAGGCCAAGACCCAGAAGGAGCUGUUGAUCAUCAUCGGUGUGUUGACCUUUGUGCUGUCUUCAGUGCUCAACAACCUCACUGUGGUUGCCUGGAGAAGAUGGGGCGACAGGGCCACUUUUGCGGUUUUUGACGGUUGGGCUGGGCUGGUGCGCGGCGGUGGCAUCGAUCGGCACGCGAGAGCUGCGGUGGGCUCACGCGAGGAUGAAGACUUCCGCAUGAAGCUGGGAGGCUUGGUGGUGGUGGCCUCCAACGCUGGAGGAGCCUGGACCCCUAUUGGCGACAUCACCACCACCAUGCUGUACAUCGGUGGCCAGGUGACGACGGUUCCGUUGUUGGCCAAUUUGUUCUUCCCCAGCGUGCUUUGCUUGGUCGGCACCUUGGGCUAUGAGUACCUUCAGAUGGACGAUAAGCCUUUCUCCCGGGACUCCGCCUCCAGCGACGACGGCGACGUGCCCAACGGCCAGCAGUUGGUCUUCUGGGGCGGUCUCUUCGGCAUGAUCACCGUGCCGGUCUUCACGGCCAUCACCCAGUGCCCAGCCUGGAGUGGCAUGAUGCUGGUCCUGGGUCUUUUGGGCUUGAUCACGAGUUUGCUCCAUGGCCCAGAGGAUGAGAAGUACUCCCUCAAGGGUGCGCUCACCCGGGUGGAGGUGCCAGAUGCCUUGUUCUUCUUGGGUGUGCUUUUUGCCGUGGGCGGAUUGGAGCGUGUUGGCCUUCUGAAGGAGUUCGCCAUCCAACUGAGCUCCCUGGUGCCCUAUGACGCCUUGGUCGCCAUCUUCUUGGGCUUCGCUUCCGCGGUCGUGGACAACGUGCCGCUGGUGGCUGCAGCGCAGGGCAUGUACGACUUGGGCGCUCACCCGGCCAACGACGGCCUGUGGAACCUCAUCACCUACUGCGCGGCCACCGGCGGUUCGCUGCUGGUGAUCGGUUCCGCGGCCGGCGUGGCCUUCAUGGGAAUGGAGCGGAAUGUCUCUUUUGGCUGGUACGUCAAGAGCAUUGGCCCUGUCCCUUGGAGCGUGGUCGGAUGCGGCCUGAUCACUCUCGGCGAGCGAACGGGCGAUGGAGGUGAGGUGAGAGGUCCGUGCAUGGGGUCGGGGGGUGAGUACAGUAGGUCCGUGCAUGGUGGUGAGUACGGUAGGUCCGUGCAUGGAAAAAUGGAAGGUGGUUGCCUAAGUGGCUCAUUUGGGCACCCUCCGUGGACGUUGGGUGCUUGA